This is a messenger RNA of Macrobrachium nipponense, 1047 nucleotides long. RefSeq names its product protein HID1-like. NCBI's taxonomy places the organism in Eukaryota, Metazoa, Arthropoda, Malacostraca, Decapoda, Palaemonidae. Bases 10 to 1032 code for a protein of 340 amino acids. The record is from RefSeq and is a predicted model, not a curated record. Gene Ontology annotation, cellular component: Golgi medial cisterna; Golgi trans cisterna; membrane. The transcript has 6 exons.
GUAGGACUUAUGCAUAUUGGUGUUUUCAUCCUCUUACUACUUAGUGGCGAGAGGAACUUUGGAGUCCGUUUGAACAAACCCUAUACAGCUUCUGUACCCAUGGACAUACCCGUUUUUACUGGGACACAUGCAGAUCUUAUGAUUAUUGUAUUUCAUAAGAUUAUCACUACAGGACAUCAGCGUCUCCAGCCACUCUUUGACUGUCUUCUGACCAUAUUGGUUAAUGUUUCACCUUAUAUUAAAACAAUGUCAAUGGUAACAGCAAACAAGCUCUUGCAUCUCUUGGAAGCAUUUUCAACGCCGUGGUUUUUGUUUUCAGCGCCUCACCAUCACCAUUUAGUAUUUUUCCUACUAGAAACAUUUAAUAAUAUCAUUCAGUAUCAGUUUGAUGGUAAUAGCAAUCUUGUGUACACUAUCCAUAAGAAAGAGACAAGUUUUUCAUGCAUAGCCAAUUUACCAACGGAUUGUGGGAGCAUAAACAAGUCUCUGAACAGAAGAGGGAAGAGAACACUACUUAGACAACCCUCCACAGAAUCUACACGAAGCACUACCAAAACCAUGGAAGGAGCUCAGCCAGCCCAGCCUGCCCAACCUGGGACUAAAACUGCCACUUUAGCUGCUAUGCCAGGUCUAGAAAAAAUGACUGAAAAGGAAUCUGCACAUCCUACGAUUCAGCAACUUGACGAGUUAACAACAUCGUCUACAGUUAAUGGUAAUUUAGUUGGGCCUAUAUCACCUACGUCUUUAGUUCCUCCUACCUCUAUUGGGGAGGAGAAUUCUUCUGCAGCUUCUACAAGUUUGUCUCCUCCAGUUCCCCUUGGUACCAGUAUUCAGCCACCAACUGAAGACCAAAAUCUACCCGACGUUGAGAACCUGGAGAUAUCAGAAAAGGACCAUGAGGAGAGUGUGUUAGUGGAUGAAGACAGAUUAUGUGAUUGGCUUGGACAACCAGGGGACACAAGUGACAGCCUACUCCUAAGUGAUAUUCAUGAAGAUUCACAAAUGCAGUCAUCUUCAAUGGUGGGAUAUUAGAAAGUUAUCAUUGCA